Messenger RNA from Heterotrigona itama, 1140 nucleotides. The record is from the annotation of a GenBank genome assembly. NCBI's taxonomy places the organism in Eukaryota, Metazoa, Arthropoda, Insecta, Hymenoptera, Apidae.
AUGAAAUGGAAACUUUUGGUAUUUUUAAAUUACUAAUUAUCAAUGUAUGUAGUUUUUAUUUUACAUUAUAAUUAAAUAAAUAGUUUUAAAUAAGAGGAACAUUUGACAUAACCUAAAUUAUUUACUAAAGUUAAAAUAUGGCACUUUAGAGAAAUGUUAAAUAAAAUUUUUCAAAUUUCUAUUUACAUAUUAGUUUUAUUAAAUAUUGUAGUUAUAUAUUCCCGUACAAUUCGUCAAAUAAAUAGUAAUUAUAAAACAGAAAUAAAACAGCAUUUAAAUUCAUCUCAUGUAUUUAAUAUGUUUGUUCGUCUUAUAGAUUUCAAUAAUACAAAUGUGUCUUUGACAAGUGACAUGGAAUUAAUGAUGAUUUCAGAAGAAUUAUUUAAUAAGUUUUCUUAUGAAUUAUCCAAUAAUGUACAUAUAAAUUAUCAAGGACAAAUAAAUUUUAAUAAUUUUAGUGAUAAUGCUUCACAAAGAUUGUUAAAUAUAUCAUCUAAUGUAUUUUCAAUAUCAACGAUAAAAUCUUUUGUAAAGCUAUUUGAUAACUAUGAAUUGGAUACUUAUCAGCCAGAAGUUCUAACAAAGACAAAAGAUUUUGAAGAGAAUGAAUUUAUUGAUGAUUUAAUGAAAACAGAUAUAAUGUCACGUGUUAUGUACUUUCUGUCAAGCAAAGGUUUUUUUAAAAAUAACAUACAAGUUCAUAAAGAUAUCUUAAAACAAAUUUGGUUUCAUUCAUAUUCCCGGAGUAAAAAUAUAAAUGGUUCUUCUGGAUUUGAACAUGUAUUUGUAGGAGAAAGAAAACCACGUAAAGGUAUUAUAGGGCUUCAUAAUUGGAUUUUUUUUUCCUAUGGAGAACUAUCAAAUAAAAUUAAUUAUUUUGGAUUUGGCCAUUGGCAGAAAUUUAUUAAUAAAGUUGUCAUUCUAGAAAUAUAUUUCACUUAUAUUGGAAAACGUAAAAGAUCAACUAUGUUUGUUGGAACCAUCCCAGAAUUGGAAAUAGCACUUUAUACACUUUGUUUUUUUACAAGACCAAACAAAAGGUGUCAAUUAUUUUUUGCAGGAUUUAAAUUUUAUAUUCAAACAUAUAUAUUGCAAAAUAAGGGUACAAAAUUUGUUGGAACUGCUUUUCCUAUGUUAAAA